[Torrubiella] hemipterigena is the source of this 1471-nucleotide messenger RNA. NCBI's taxonomy places the organism in Eukaryota, Fungi, Ascomycota, Sordariomycetes, Hypocreales, Clavicipitaceae. The record is from the annotation of a GenBank genome assembly.
UAAGCGAUGACGUAUUUAACUGGUUGAUUGUAUUGUCGCAUAUAAGAGCCACACAUUUCUGUUUCAUGUCUCCUUGUUUUGUUGCACUCUCUUACAGUCUCAAUUAAUCCAGUACUUACACCCACACAUCCCAUCCACCAUGGCGCACUUAUUAAAUACAUUCUUCCCUCACAACGAAUCCUUCAACUUCGAAGCACUCCGAGCAGCAGGUUAUGCCAGUCUAGGCGCUGCAGAUCUUGGCGAAGUCAUCACCAUCUGCUCCCGCAUCCCCUCCGGCAACGAGGAUAAGUGGCUGGAGGAAUGGCAGAAAGCUGGUGAUAGAGCCAUCACAAAUGCGCGAACCAGUUUGUCAAAAGGCAACAAGCUAGAUGGCAAACUUUCUCUCCUACGCGCAUCCAACUACUACCGCACGGCAGACUUUUACCGCCGCGAUGAUCCCUCCAACGACGCGCUCUCCAAGAAACUGGAUGAGCUCAGCGGCAGUGCAUUCUACGAAGCAAUGACCUUUAUGAACUUUGUCACCACCAAAGUCGAGAUCCCAUAUGAGAAGACAAAACUGCCCGGAAUAUUGUUGCGCCCUGACAACAGCAACAAGCCCAGGCCUACACUACUCAUCAACGGUGGCUACGAUUCCACCAAGGAAGAAGUCGUCUAUGCACUUGGAGCUUCUGCCCUGGAACGUGGGUUUAACGUUCUUGCAUUUGAUGGCCCGGGCCAAGGAGAAACUCUGCGAUACAAGGGUCUUGCCUUUCGUCCUGACUGGGAAGCAGUGGUGACCCCAGUUAUGGAUUACCUCGUUGCACAGCCAUUCGUGGAUGCGAAGAAAGUCGUAAUUCACGGCGUCAGCUUUGGCGGAUAUUUGGUAGCACGCGGAGUAGCAUUCGAGCAUCGAUUCGCAGCAGUCGUCCUCAACGACGGGCUCUACAGUUUCGCCAACGCAUUCCUUAACAAAACGCCUCCAAUGGGAUUGUACUUCGUUAACAACAACUGGGAUUCUGUUGUUAACUUUGUUAUUGGAUGGAAGAAGUGGGCGGAAACAGGAGUGAAAUGGGCCAUGUGCAACGGUCGAUGGGCAUUUGGCUUGAAGUCGGACGCCGAGGUGUAUCGCGCGGCACGCAAGUACACCCUCGAGGGUAUUGCGCAUAAGAUUACCACGCCAACCCUGGUGCUUGACCCUGAGGACGACCACUUUUUCAAGAAUCAGCCAAUGCAGGUGUUUGAGAAGUUGACGUGUGAAAAGAAACUGGCUGUACUGUCCAGGGACGAAGGUGCAAGCACACAUUGCUCAAUUGGUGCGGGCGCCAGAUUGAACCAGGUUGUAUGGGAUUGGUUAACAGAAGUUCUCGCUCUGAAUGCUUGAUUCUAUAUGAUAAAAGCGUUUUCUUAGACACUUUGUAUACAAAUUAAUAGCGCCUUGUUUAUGAAAAUACAACUCCAGUUCGGGUUACGAAACUCGCAAUAUAUUACCAUG